AUGCCAAGAGCGAUUAAAAGACCCCCGGAAGUUGAGGAUUUUGAAAAAUGCCAUUAUAGGCAAGUGUUGGUUAACACGUUUCUGGAAAAAUCUAUGCAUUUAUUAAAUCCAAACUUAAAUAUGCCAAAUGGAUAUGCUACAAGAAUGAAUGACAAACCAUCAAUAAAUUUGAAUAGUCAGACAAUGGUACAAAAAGAAAUUGAUUGCAUAAAACAAUUCGAAAGACAACUUCCACCAGAAUAUCCAUGCAUUACAAUAUAUUUUUCUGAUAUGGAAUGUGAUCUAGAAAGGAAAUGUAUAUUGUAUAUUGUAAGAAGAUGGGAUCGAGACGAUCCAUUUGUUAGUAUGUCACCAUUUUUGAAUGAAUUAGAAAGAGAUUAUGGUAGAGGAUGGAAAUUUGAACGAGUUACUAAUCCAAUUAAAGUUGGCCGUAUAAGUACUUCAACAAAACCUAAAUCAACCUUCUGUUUUCGCUAUGAACCAGAUUGUUAUAUAUAUAAGUUUUAUAGCGAUUAAGAAAU
Schistosoma guineensis is the source of this 521-nucleotide messenger RNA. The record is from the annotation of a GenBank genome assembly. Lineage: Eukaryota; Metazoa; Platyhelminthes; Trematoda; Strigeidida; Schistosomatidae.